CUAUCUACUAUUGCAGCACUUGUACAGUGUUUGGGCUCUUGUGGGUUGAUUAGCAUAUUUCCUCAAUAACAAUGACUACAUGGACAAAUACAUGGAAAAAAAGAUGAUUAUUAGAUACAUUGCCGUCAGUUAUGGGCUGAGACAGGUGAGAUGUGUCCUCACCACUUUUUGAAAUAGUUUUCAUCAGGUGUGGGGCAUUCUGGUGAGCUGAUGUUGAUGGGGCGCACCGGUGCGCAGUGUGUUUCCUCCCUAUAUGACCCCUAUAUACGAGUGUUUCAUGGCAGCGGACAUGGCAAAUGACUUAUUCCAGCCGUUACAAAGACGAUAGGCCUACAGGACUUUAUUAGCAGAAUUACAUGGGAAUUGCAUGCAUUUUCCAUCCAUGUGUACAUUUAACACAAUAAAAAUAAUUGGCCUGGAUAAGGUGGUGACAUUUAGUCCAGAUUGCCAGUUCUAUAUGUGAAGCAUAGAAACAUUUAGAAUUUGUAUAUGUGUUUAAUAGACAAUGUCUUGGUGCUCUAAUGAUAUACAUUUUGCUACUUAUUUUUAAUUAUGCAAAAAAAAUAGCAAAUUCAUGGACAUUUGUAAUGUGAUAGUGACCCCAAUGAAUGAACUAGUACUUGUUGCAAUGAAGCUUGGUACCUUGAUCCAUAAGAACUAUGCAUGGGCGCUUGCUUUGUUGCGGUCACCCCUCAUAGUCUGCAAGCCACCCCCUUGCCACUCCAUAAAAAAAUUCUAGAUCCACCCCUGCAGUGAGGGACCUAAUUUUUUCCAUCAAGACUGUCAUUCUUACAAUGUCAUGGCUGUAGACCUAGUUAUUACACAACAGAAAUGAUAAGCUAACCGUUUUCCCAUGUACGGCCCAGUAAAGUUGCCCUUUGCCAUCCUUUUAUGAAUGAAAAGUUGAAAUGAAUGCACCCCUGUGACAUCAUCUAAAUCCCACCUACUGAUGUGCCUUAUGUCACAGUCAGUGCCCUACUGGAUAAUUGCUGUUCCCAGACUUUAACCUUUUUAUGGGUUAACAAAAUGUUGGGUCAGGCUCAGAUAUAAGCACAUGAUUCCUCCUUUAUUUUAAGCAUGUAUCACAGUUCAGAUAUUUGUUGUCCUUGUUGCCAUUGUUCUUGACAUGCUGGGUAGUAAUGGAUUAUCAGGAUUAUGUAAUCAGAUGAUUACAUAUAAAUCAGGUAAAGGGUAAUAAGUAUAAUUGUUCAUAAGUUAUGAAUCCCUCUAAUUCUUCUUUUGAUUUGUGACAGUGAUUCAAAAAUAUAACUAGUCUGAUCUGUUACCACAAAUGAAAGGUAAUGCAAACAUUGCAGGAAUCAGAACAUUUUAGUGCUUUUUUAUUUAUCUCAGAAUUAGACAAAUAGCAAGUAACACACACACACACACACACAUCAUAUUGAUUCUCAUAUUUUGAUCCAUUCAAGAGAUAGUUAACCCAAACUGAAAACUGUAUCAUUAUUUUCUCACCCUCAUGCCAUCUCAGAUGUGUAUGACUUUCUUUCUUCUGCAAAACGCAAACAAAGAGUUUAAAAAUAAGAAGAAUAUCUCAGCUCUGCAAUUGAUGCAAUGCAACUGAAUGGUGGCAAGAACUCCAAAGCUAAAAAAAGCACAUAAAGGCAGCAUAAAAGUAAUCCAUAAGACUAGUGGUUAAAUCCAAGUCUUCAGAAGUGAUAUGAUAGGUGUGGGUGAGAAACAGAGCAAUGUUUGAAUCCUUUUUUUUUUUUUUACUAUAAAUCUCCACUUUACUUCCCCAUUCUUCUUUUGUUUUUUGGUGAUUUGCAUUAUUUGUGCAAAUCACCAACUAGUAGUCUUGGCUGGUCAGAGGUGAAGAUCUAUAGUACUACAAUUUUAGUCAUGUAAUUUUAACUCAGUACCAGAUUACAAUUCAGAAGUAAACUAUCCAGUACAGUUGAACGGUUAAGUGUAAUGUUUUUUUGUGAAGCAUUUGAAUUGUUAUAUUAACAAACAAUACACAUAUAUAGGCUACACCACAUCAGAUAACUGAUGCCAUUAGUCUUGAAACUAAGAAACUGAUAUGCUAAAGGACCUAUAAUGUAACAUAAAUAACUUUUUUAAUCUUCAAAGACCCAUAUAGCCAACUCAAGAGCAAUAUAUGAAUAGUUUUUGGAAGGAAAGCUGUUGUUGUUGGAUGCAAUUUAGACUUCACUAAAUCUCUCUACAAAGACCUGAAGCGCAUGAUUUCUCCUUGUUCUAGUCUAAAGUGAAAGCCCUGAAGGUGUGACCACUGUACUAAGUGCAUUCAUGAUGAUUAAGUUUCCUGAAAAUAUAUGCUCCCUAUCAGGAUGUGCUACCAACUAUUCCCAUAGUUUUAGGGUUGGGGUUAGGUCUUACAGCCUCACACCAUAUCACACUAUCUGAUAGUUAUGCUGGUAGCACAACCUGAUGGGUAUUAUCUGCCUGACAAGAAGUGUUACCUUUUUAACAUAUUUCAUGCUGUUGUAGUAGCCUAGAUAGCCUACAGACAGGUUCUCCCGUUACUCCCGACAUGUGCUACCCAUGAUUUAACUUCCCAUAACACUGCUUUUUACUGCUGGUAGCAUCCUGAGCAGGUAGCACAGAUUGUCAAUCACCUGCCUGGAGCCGGUGUUGUCAACUCCACCCCUCUUUUAUUGCGUCACUCAGUAAGUUUCUGUGUACCGCUUCACUAUCGGCCGCAGUUCCCGCGGAGCCCCCGGUUGCACAUAUUAAAACAGAUACCAUCGUGAAGGGCACUUUGGAAUACCUUCAGCUGGUUUACAAGCUCUGAAAAAAGCACCUAUGGCAAAGAAGGCUACAUCGCUUUUUCUCCGGGCUCUGGAGAUCUCAGAAGGACAGUCGUGUAAUGUCUUGAGGAGAAACUCAAAUUCGACAAUCAGGCAUCUGAGCUCAUGCGGCAUCCUUGCUACAAGAGGAGGGAGCUUACCUCCCCAUUCAGCAUCUUGUCAGGUUGUGCCUGCGCGGAGCUUCAUUAAUUUAUCAGCCAGUCACAUAACACGGAGAAUGGCGUAUUCAGAGAGCCGGACCCUGAGUUACUCACCUGAGCAGAUGUACAACGUUGUUGCCAAUGUGGGCCAGUACCAGCAGUUUGUGCCUUGGUGCAAGAAGUCAAAGGUCACGAGGGGUAGGAACGGGGACAUGCAAGCUCAACUUGAAAUUGGGUUCCCGCCCGUAGUUGAACGCUACACCUCUGAGGUCACGGUUAUCCCAAACCACCAAGUCAGAGCAGUAUGUACAGAUGGCACACUCUUCAGUCACCUUGAGACAUUGUGGCGAUUCACUCCUGGGGCUACAGGCCAAGAUGAUACCUGCAAUGUGGAGUUUUUUGUGUCAUUCGAGUUUAAAUCGUUGCUCCACUCACAAUUAGCAACAGUAUUUUUCGACGAGGUGGUCAAACAGAUGGUUAAUGCUUUUGAGAAACGCGCAGCUAAACUCUACGGCACCAGCGUUCAUCGAUUGCAGACCCCAUUCAGAAGAUUAUCCUGAGAACAUUUCAGAAUUGUUUUAAGUGGACAUAAAGAGUAAAGAACACAUGCAUUGUUAUAAUGUGUCAGCUCUGGAGAAGAACAACUCAUCUUAUUUUGAUCCAGUUUCUUGGAUUUUGGAUUGUUAAUAACAGCACCUACUGUAUACUAGUUGCUGAAACAAGAACACGUUUGUAAAUAUAUAUUUAUUCAAAUCAUUAGAUAUAUAAUUUAUUGACAUGAAUGUGAAUAUCAUUUGAUAUUUAUGAAUGCAGAAUGCAAGGAGAAAAAUGAAUGCAGUGAAUAGAUUCAAGUGUUUGAUAUUUCUGUGGAAUAUAUAUAUUUACGAUGAUUAUGUUCACAUGCUUGACCACAGGAGGUGAAAAAAAAUCUGCUUAAUUAUUGUUGAAUGCACUUUUUCCACACUUUUAAUAAAGAAAAUAAUGUAUUUUCUUAAUCUGCUGUCCUUGCUGCCAUCAAAAGGUUGCUUUGAAAUGACUUCUCAGCACCUCACGUAUCAAAAGUUAAGCCCUUCAAAGAUCUACCUCUGGGUUACAAAAAUUAACCUUGACCUUUUUAAGGUUAACCUGGGUUGCACAUUAUCAUUUUUAUCCACUUCUUUUUUGCUGUGGGUUAAUUAAAAACCUAAUUUGCCUCUGCCAGCAUUUGCAAUAAUGUAUGAUCUACUUCAAACUGAUCUUAGAAUUCAUACAAUGCCAUAUUUUUGCAUAAAUCCCAAUGUUUACAUAUAUAAGAAGACCUCAAGACAUGACUUAACAGGUAUGCAGCACUUCCUGUUCUUGCCUAUGUUUUGUACUUUAAUUCUGUUAAAAUCACUGGCCAAUAUAUCUGCAAUGUGAUUUUCAAUCAGUUGAUAAAUUCUUUAAUCAUGCAGAAACUCUGCCUGAAAUAA
Messenger RNA from Xyrauchen texanus (razorback sucker), 4377 nucleotides. RefSeq names its product coenzyme Q-binding protein COQ10 homolog, mitochondrial-like. The record is from RefSeq and is a predicted model, not a curated record. Lineage: Eukaryota; Metazoa; Chordata; Actinopteri; Cypriniformes; Catostomidae. The transcript has 6 exons. Gene Ontology annotation, cellular component: mitochondrion. Gene Ontology annotation, biological process: ubiquinone biosynthetic process; cellular respiration. The coding region runs from base 2782 to 3486 and encodes 234 amino acids. Gene Ontology annotation, molecular function: ubiquinone binding.